UAUGGUUCCAUUUUGUAGGGAAUAUCUGUGAAAAUGAUCGCAGCCGGUGCUGAACAUACUGCUGCAGUCACAGAAGAUGGCAAGCUCUAUGGUUGGGGCUGGGGUCGAUACGGGAACUUGGGUUUAGGUGACAGAAAUGAUCGUUUAGUCCCUCAGCAUGCUUCUGCUGUUGAUGGACAGAAAAUGGUUCUGGUUGCAUGUGGAUGGCGGCAUACAAUAUCUGUUUCCUCUUCUGGGGGUAUAUAUACCUAUGGCUGGAGCAAAUAUGGACAGCUAGGACAUGGCAACUUUGAGGAUCACCUUAUUCCUCAACAGUUGGAAGCUCUGCAUGAUAUUUCUCAGGUCACCUCUUGUUCUCAUCCUUUAAACAAUUUUGCCUUCGAACUCUUCUUAAUUGACUGCCUGAAUGACUUCUUUAUUUGAAGGAAUUUGGACUUC
Macadamia integrifolia is the source of this 438-nucleotide messenger RNA. Its product is annotated as ultraviolet-B receptor UVR8-like. The record is from RefSeq and is a predicted model, not a curated record. NCBI's taxonomy places the organism in Eukaryota, Viridiplantae, Streptophyta, Magnoliopsida, Proteales, Proteaceae. The coding region runs from base 34 to 423 and encodes 129 amino acids. The transcript is spliced from 2 exons.